AUGGGUCAAUCCAUGUCAUGGGUGUCCAGCCUGCUGUGGGCAAAGAAGGAGAUCAGAAUCCUGAUCCUCGGUCUUGAUAACGCUGGAAAGACCACUCUGCUAUACCGCUUGAAGAUUGGCGAAGUUGUCACAACGAUACCUACCAUCGGUUUCAACGUCGAAUCCGUAACUUAUAAGAACUUAAAUUUCAAUGUCUGGGAUCUGGGUGGCCAGACCAGCAUCCGCCCCUACUGGCGGUGCUACUACGCCAACACAGCCGCCGUCAUCUUCGUCGUCGACUCGACCGACAUCGAGCGCCUGCAGACCGCCGCCGACGAGCUGUCCGCCAUGCUGAACGAGGAGGAGCUCAAGGACGCCGCCCUGCUGGUCUUCGCCAACAAGCAGGACCAGCCGGGCGCCAAGGGCGCCGGCGAGAUCUCCGAGGCCCUCCGCCUCGGCGAGCUGCGGGACCGCAACUGGAGCAUCAUGGCGUGCUCUGCCGUCGACGGCAGCGGUGUGAAUGAGGGCAUGGACUGGCUUGUGACGACGGUCAACCAGGAGUAA
Clonostachys rhizophaga is the source of this 543-nucleotide messenger RNA. The record is from the annotation of a GenBank genome assembly. Lineage: Eukaryota; Fungi; Ascomycota; Sordariomycetes; Hypocreales; Bionectriaceae.